Acaulospora morrowiae is the source of this 250-nucleotide messenger RNA. The record is from the annotation of a GenBank genome assembly. Lineage: Eukaryota; Fungi; Glomeromycota; Glomeromycetes; Diversisporales; Acaulosporaceae.
AUGGUUAUCGAGACACUUAGUGAUGAUGAUUCUAUUAUUGGUGGUAAUGGAAUUGUUGUAGAGAUUGAUGAGUCGAAAUUCAGUAGGGGAAAGGAAACUGAAGGUAUUUGGGUCGUUGGUGGGGUUGAAAGAACUGAUGAGAGAAAAUGUUUCUUUAAGGUAGUUAAUCAAAGAAAUGCGGAAACGAUUAGAGAUAUCGUUUCAAAACAUAUUAAACCUGGAUCUAUAGUAGUAACAGAUUAUUGGAGAG